AUGGCAAGGACCAUUGCUGGGGAACAUAACACGUGUGGUACCUCUAGGGACCAUACUACGAGUGGUGAGUCUAGGGACCAUUAUACGAGAGGUGAAUCUAGGGACAAUUAUACGAGUGGUGCAUCUAGGGGUCAUACUGAUCAUACUACGAGUGGUGCAUCUAGAGACCAUACUACGAGUGGUGCAUCUAGAGACCAUACUACGAGUGGUGCAUCUAAGAAUCAUACUACGAGUGGUGCAUCUAAACACCAUACUACGAGUGGUGCAUCUAAGGAUCAUACUACGAGUGGUGCAUCUAAAGACCAUACUACGAGUGGUGCAUCUAGAGACCAUACUACGAGUGGUGCAUCUAGAGACCAUACUACGAGUGGUGCAUCUAGAGACCAUACUACGAGUGGUGCAUCUAGGGACCAUUAUACGAGUGGUGCAUCUAAGGAUCAUACUACGAGUGGUGCAUCUAGAGACCAUACUACGAGUGGUGCAUCUAGAGACCAUACUACGAGUGGUGCAUCUAAGAAUCAUACUACGAGUGGUGCAUCUAAAGACCAUACUACGAGUGGUGCAUCUAAGGAUCAUACUACGAGUGGUGCAUCUAAAGACCAUACUACGAGUGGUGCAUCUAGAGACCAUACUACGAGUGGUGCAUCUAGAGACCAUACUACGAGUGGUGCAUCUAGGGAUCAUACUACGAGUGGUGCAUCUAGAGACCAUACUACGAGUGGUGCAUCUAGAGACCAUACUACGAGUGGUGCAUCUAAGAAUCAUACUACGAGUGGUGCAUCUAAACACCAUACUACGAGUGGUGCAUCUAAGGAUCAUACUACGAGUGGUGCAUCUAAAGACCAUACUACGAGUGGUGCAUCUAGAGACCAUACUACGAGUGGUGCAUCUAGAGACCAUACUACGAGUGGUGCAUCUAGGGACCAUUAUACGAGUGGUGCAUCUAAGGAUCAUACUACGAGUGGUGCAUCUAGGGGUCAUACUGUGAGUGUUGCAUCUAGGGAUCAUACUAUGAGUGGUGCAUCUAGGGGUCAUACUAUCAAUGGUGCAUCUAGGAAUUAUACUACGAGUGGUACAUCUAGGGACCAUUAUACGAGUGGUGCAUCUAAGGAUCAUACUACGAGUGGUGCAUCUAAGGACCAUACUACGAGUGGUGCAUCUAGGGAUCAUACUACGAAUGGUGCAUCUAAAGACCAUACUACGAGUGGUACAUCUAGGGACCAUUAUACGAGUGGUGCAUCUAAAGACCAUACUACGAGUGGUGCAUCUAGGGAUCAUACUACGAGUGGUGCAUCUAGGGACAAUUAUACGAGUGGUGCAUCUAGGUACCAUAAUAAGAGUAUCAAUAUUUAUUUUUCGUUUUUCGAAACUUGCUUGCGAGAGCGACCGCUUUGUCCUUUGAAAGAGCCACACCUCUGGAGAGGAUUAAUUGAAAGUACAAAUGCCAUUGAUAUUUGCUGCUCGAUUUUCAACCAAAGUAGGCAGAAUUGA
Messenger RNA from Rhopilema esculentum, 1491 nucleotides. The record is from RefSeq and is a predicted model, not a curated record. Lineage: Eukaryota; Metazoa; Cnidaria; Scyphozoa; Rhizostomeae; Rhizostomatidae.